UUUAGAUACACACUACGCGUACAAGUCGCGUACAGCUGCACGGAUAGGCGGUGUGCUGAUUAACAGAGUGUUAACAGAGGGUUAAUCAUCUCUCAGCUGGGCGAGUUCAUGUGGGCUCAUAACGGGAAAAGAGGCUCAGUCCAGCGGCUGGAGGAGUAACCAGAGCCGUUAGCACACAGUGGGGAGUGGAGGAGCUCCGGUCCAGCGUUGCUCUGUCUGUCUGCUCUCCUCACUGAGCUCAGAAACAGCAUGGUGAAGUUUUUAGUACCUGGAGUCCAGCCUUGUGGAGCUUCACCAUGUGCAGAGCAUGAGACAUCAUCAUAAGACAGCGGAGGCUGCAGCUCUACCAAUGACGCCAUGAGCAGGAGCCCCCAACAGACAUUGAAAACAUUUUUUUACAUAUUUAUUUUUGUUAUUAUACUUUUGUUGACCUUCUAUGCUACGAGUCCUCGUUUACCGUUAUCUACCAAAAGACUCACACUGCCAUGGCCUUUGCGUAUGACACCCCGGCUGCACUCAUUUUUACAAGAACCCUUUCAGAUCCCGAAUGAAGUCAAAUAUUCCAUUAAAAUGUACAAAAAGGGAAAUCAAUUCAAAGUUCCACAAAGGACAAACAAGAGUACCAACAGUAGUCUGGCGGAACUGAUGUGCACACUAAAGAACAGAGUGCAUCUCAGCACAGUAAAAGCCGGAGAUGGACCUUUCUCAGGAGAAAAGUGGGAGAGAUCAUUACCCAAGCAGAGUCUUCAAGAGACACUGGGGAAUCCAAAAACAUGUGCUGUGGUAACAUCAGCAGGAGCUCUAAGAGGCUCUUCACUGGGCAAGGAUAUCGACUCUCACGAUGCUGUGAUUCGAUUUAAUUCAGCACCAAUGAAAGGAUAUGAAAGGGACGUGGGAAAGAAAACCACUGUACGCAUUGUUAAUUCACAGCUUGUAGUGAGUGAGAAGAAAAAGUUUUUCCAAGAUCCUCGUUACCGCACAGGUGUGCUCAUUAUUUGGGAUCCAGCACCGUACUCCAGAGAUCUGGACGAGUGGUACAAACAUCACGAUUAUAAUUUCCAUGAGCAUUACCAUGAGUACCGCAAGGUCCACCCUGAGCAACCAUUCUACAUCAUCAGUCCUUCCAUGCAGUGGGAUCUGUGGGACGUGAUCCAGGAAAACUCGCCUGUGGACAUCCAGCCCAACCCACCGUCCUCUGGAAUGCUGGGUAUCAUUGUGAUGAUGAGUGUGUGUAAGCACAUCAGUGUGUACGAGUUUGUCCCAUCACAGAGGAAGACGGAGCUUUGCCACUACUACAGCUCAGAUAGAAACUGGCAGUGCACUCAGGGACACUACCAUCCGUUAUUGUUUGAAAAGAGUCUGGUGCAGCGCCUGAACCGGGGCGAAGAGGAGGAUAUCUUGGAGUUAGGAAAAGUCACACUGGAUGGGUAUUCACAGUAUACUUGUCCAGACACAAUGCAGAGUGAAAACUCUUUAUGAAGCUCAUUGCAAACACUGUUUCAGCAUGCCACACCCCCAGUGGAGCCAAAUCACAAAAGGGAAGUAUUUAAAUGUGUUUUAAAGCGAGAAUAUGUUUAAGCCCAUUUUUGGUCUUAAAUUAACAGCUUUUAAAAUCAUGUUGAUGAUCAACUGACUUGUAAUAAGAAAAAUGUCUCUGUCAUUUCUGCUGCAGGCUUGGAACGCUGCCUACUGCACUGUUUAACUUUGAUAAAGUGUGCUUGAACCCUCAAGGUCCUUUACUUUCAAUGCCAGUCCUGUAUCUCUCAGCUCAAAAAAUAAAUAAGUCAUUAUUUAGUACUUAGUAACUGGAACACAUUAAGUACACUUUAAGUACAGAAUAAAUGCUGUGAAAUAUGCUAUGUACAGUUGCGAGAAAAAGUAUGUGAACCCUUUGGGAUUUCUGCAUAAAUUUGGUCAUUAAAUGUGUUCUAAUCUUUAUCCAAGUCACAACAAUAGACAAACACAGUCUGCUUAAACUAAAAACACAAAAAAAUUAUUUAAUUAUUGCAUGGUUUUAUUAAACACAACGUUAACAUUCACAGUGCAGGGUGGAAAAAGUAUGUGAACCUUUGGAUUUAAUAAAUGGUUGAUCCUCCUUUGGCAGCAAAAACCUCAACCAAAGGUUUCCUGUAGCUGCAGAUCAGACCUGCACAGCGAUAUUCUUUGGAUAUGAAUGUGAAUCGCUCUCUUGAGGUCAUGCCACAGCAUCUCAUUUGGGUUGAGGUCAGGACUAUAUUUUCUUCUGUUGAAUCCAUUCAGUUGUUGAUUUACUUCUAUGUUUUGGGUCGCUGUCCUGUUGCAUCAUCUAUCCUCUGUUGAGCUUCAGCUGGUGAAAAUAUGGUCUUAAGUUUUCCUGCAAAUUGUCUUGGUAAACUUGGAAAUUAAUUUUUCCACUGAUGACGGCAACCCGUCCAGGCCCUGAUGCAGCAAAGCAGCACCAAACCAUGAUGCCACCAUGUUUUUUAUGGACAGCAGUGGCUUCUUCUGUGGUGUCCUACCAUGAACUCCAUUCUUGUUUAAUGUUUUCCUUAUUGUGGAUUUGUCAAAAAUGUUAGCAUGUGCCAGAGACUUUAGCUGACACUGUAGGAUUCUUCCUCACCUCAUUGAUCAUUGUGCUCUCGCAGUCAUCUUUACAGGACGACUACACCCAGAGAGAGCAGCAACAGUGCUGAACUUUCUCCAUUUGUAAACCGUCUGUCUUACCGUGGACACGUGAACAUCAAGGCUUUUAGAGAUUCUUUUGUAACUCUUUCCAGCUUCAUGCAACUCAACAAUUCUUGAACGUAGGUCUUCUGAGAGUUCUUUUGUGCGAGGCAUGAUUUGCAUCAAAGCAAUGCUUCUUAAGAACAGCAAACACAAAACUAUUUUUUUUUCAUAGGGCAGGGCAGCUUUUUUAAAAAAAAAAUAUUAUUUUUUUUUAUGUAUUUUUUUUGGCCCGCCAAAUUCUGUAUUCCUUUCUCUUGCCAUUAAAAAAAAAUCAGUACUGUUUUUUUCUACAUAUAUCUGGGUUGUUCCAAAUGAGUGUCAUUUUACAUGGAAUUAGUGAGGACUCUUUGAGGACUCUUUAAAAAAUCCCACCAGGCUGUCAGAGUGGUAUUUAUAUUAAGGCUUUUAACGCAAUUAUAAUUUUUAAUACUGGAGCUAAUGAAAGGUAGGUCAGAGAUUUUCAGUUUACCACAUAAUGUUUAAAGCUGUCUGAAGGGCAGCUUUAAACAGCACAUCCAAUCUCAUCAUAUCCUAGCUCUUAGAAAAGUAAUUAGCAUAGGCGUUCAUAUAUUUUCCCCCCUCAUUGUGAAUGUUAACAUGCUGAGUGUAAUAAAACCAUGCAAACAUAUAUUUCUUUGUGUGGUAUUCGUUUAAGCAGAGUGUGUUUGUCUAUUGUUGUGACUUAGAUGAAGAUCAGAACACGAAAAUCCAAGUAAUCCCAAAGGGUUCACAUACUUUUCACAUACGUCUUUAAAAUGAAGAAUACAUCAGUAUUUUAAUUACAUUUUAAUGUAAGUAUAUUUUUGGUAGUUAUGCUUGUACAUUAUAUAAUAAUUAUGAAAGCAACAGCCAGAGCAAUGGGCAACAAUGCUAGUGUAGCCCUGAAUCAACAGUUUACUCUGUGAACAAUAACAAUAAAAGUGCUCUUAUUUCCUAGCACACAGUAAUUACACAGCAACUUUAUAUUAUCUUGUCACUGCCCUAUGCAUUUUUCCUAGCAUAUUUGCUCAGUAAUUAGUGUUCAAUACAGAGAAAACUGACACAUUUCACAAGAAAACACAGCAGAGAAAAGCAGAGCAGGAAAACCCUAACACAAAUAUUUUCUAAUUAUUUAAAUUGUGAACUAGUGAAAACCCUAGUAAAAGCUUCUGAAAUGGUAAAGUGUGGGAGACACUGCAGAACAGUACAUCACCACCAGACUCUGCUAGUUACUGUACAUGAACUUUGCAAAUGCGAACAUGACCUUAUGAGUGUGCCUCUGAGCAAACAAAAAAGGAGAAGCAAGCUGAGUAAACAGGAAACCAGGCUCCUGUACUACCUAACAAUAAAAGAUAGACACAUCAGAAGGGAAAGUAUUUUUUUUACUGGUAAAAUUCAAGAAAUCCAGCCUAGUUAAGUGAGUGGGGUGAAGGUUUAAAGCUUUCCAGGCUUUAAUGUCUUUAGCUUGCAAAAACCAGCACUGACCGAUAAAACUUAUUAGAUGAGAAUAAUUAGGGUUUUGUUGUUUUUCAGGACUUCACCACAAAGGGAAAAUUGAGAUGUGUUGGAUCCUUUUCUGCCAGCUGAGCAAACCUUCCUGCAGCUAGCACACCAACUGGUACAAAAGCUUACACACCUCCUGACUACAGGCAAACACCCAGCACAUUUUCUUACAACUCAAUCCUCCCUAAUGGCAGCACAUUUUGUUUUAUAUUUGUGUGAUGGUGACUAUUGCAGAAUUUUUACUUUCAAAAUGACAUUUAAUUGGUGAUUCAUUAUUCAAAAGACAUUUAUAAGGGGACUAUAAAAUAAAAUGUUUAAUUGAAAAAAAAUUAAAGUAAAUCUCCUAUAAAAGGAAGGUAAAUAAUUAAAAAUAAAUAUAACUUAGUUUCUGAUAUAUGCAGAUCUACUGACAGGAAGCUGGGAGUUGAGUGGUAUGAAAGAUGGUGUGUUGGUCAGUACUGGUAUAGCUGGGACACUUUCUGACCUGACAGAGAAGGAUCCAACACCUAUUUGGGGAAAUCGGCAUUUAAUUCUGAGGCAAAAUAAGAGUCUUAUAUAUAUAUAUUUUUUUUUUACCUCUAUCAAUGUCUCACAAUAUUUCAACAAUUAGUUUGUAAACACUGUAGUGAGCAGCUUAAAACAGUUAACUAAACCAAAGACAAAACAAUGCGGUCGUAAAAUAGAUUUUAUUGUAUUUAAUAUAAUUUAUAUAUUUAUAUGAUAGAUUUGGGUGGAACCGCAGACCUGAGAGUUACUGGACCGCUGAGAUUACAGACCACUGCCAGAAUGCAAUGCUUUGCCUCCCUCUAGUGACUAGAUUUAUAUUCUUGCCUCAGAAGGAAGUGUGUGUGUGUGGUUUUAUAAGUUUGAUGAAUGUGUUAAAAUUAUAAUUUAUUAUUUACUGUGCUUCAGAAACUGAACUUAAAGGCGUCUGAGAUGUGAUUAUAUAAAUGUAAUAUUCAUCUGUGGUGGUCUGUAAGUUAUUUAUUGAGAAGCUCAAUAUUCUAUACUACCACCAACCUUAUUGAUUACAGAGUCUAAUUGUAAUUAUGUGUACUGAAUGAGGUCCAAUGUAACAGAAUGUGUUUCAUUCAAAAACAACAUUUACUGUCUAAGAAUCAGUUUUUUUUUACAUUUGCAAACAUGCAUUUCUCAUGUUGUGUUAAAGAGAUUCUAUUCAGACACUCACAAAAAAGUAUGGGAUAGCAAAGUACAAAUAAACUGGAUAAACUGUGACAGAUGUUUUUUUUAUUAUUGUUGUUUAACUGCAUUUAGACAAGUAUUUCGGGAGACUCACCUGUUUUUGUACCACAAAUGGAUCUUUCGUUUAUCAAAGCUAACUGCCCAUCAGCCCAUGCUUACUGAUUGGAUUCCUCAGCUGUGACUUUUUAUUAUUCGCAUGUUAUUAUUCAUACAUAAACAAAGAAUAAGAACAGAACAAUGCUAACUGUAUUACCUGUUAUUAGCAUGUAAUCUUAAUUGUAAAUAAAGUUAAAAUUGUGACAA
Astyanax mexicanus (Mexican tetra) is the source of this 5694-nucleotide messenger RNA. RefSeq names its product beta-galactoside alpha-2,6-sialyltransferase 1. Gene Ontology annotation, molecular function: sialyltransferase activity. The coding region runs from base 358 to 1479 and encodes 373 amino acids. The transcript is spliced from 6 exons. Lineage: Eukaryota; Metazoa; Chordata; Actinopteri; Characiformes; Acestrorhamphidae. The record is from RefSeq and is a predicted model, not a curated record.